UCAUGUCACUUUGUUGUCAUUAACAGCUGUUUACGUAUACAAAAAUAUUAAAAAUUGCCCAAUUUACUAAAAGUUCAUUUAAAAAAUACCAACAAAAUGGAAACUUCUGACAGUGAAUGUUUUGAGAGCGCCGACGAGGAUUUUGGUUCGGAUUACGAAGACAAUAAGUUUCAUUUACAGACUAGUCACAGCCACAAAGUAAUUGAACCAGAAUUAUGCAAAUUGAAAAUAGAUGAAAACCCAGAAAGCAGGUGUGAAAUCAUAGAAAAACCAGUUCAGGAUGAAGAGAAAAGGAGCCAUAAAAGUUUGACAAUAACGGAGGAUCAUAGUAAGCACCCCGAGACCAAUAUAACAGAAAAAGAAACUGAUCUUUCCUCUGGCAGCUCGAAGUACACUAAAGAUAAUUUUAAGGACAUUUGUGAUGACAAUACAAAAAAUGAUCUUUUACUGGAAAAAUCACCGUCCAUUACACUUGCUGCAGAAAACAUAAUAACCGAGACCAUACCAAGAUCCACAAAACCAGCAUACUCAGAAACAGUUCAUAUAGAAACCAAAUUAAAAGAUACUUCUAAUGCGGAAUUUAGUCAGGAACACACAAAAGAGAAACCACUUAUUACUACAUUAAUAAAUAAAGUUGAAGUGAAUAAGGCAUGCACUGAAGAGAAUUUAUGGGAUGAUGAUGAACUUGACUGGGGAGUGGAAACUCAAAAGGAAGAGGCAGAAAACAGUGCAGAACCAUCAACACUUCAAGAAGGUUGGGGCGAUUUUUAUGCUGAAUGGGAAACUGAUAAUAGAAAAUCCAAACAAGAUUCCAGCAGUACUACUGAGACCUCAGAUACAACUCAAAUUGACCAUCAAAGCAUUUUCAAAGAUACACAAAAAGAUGACAACCUUUGGAAUGAAGAUGAAGAUUGGGAAUCUGUGGAGCAACCCUCAGAAAAACCCCAAGAAGUACAAGAAGAAUCCACUUGGGGUAGUUGGGGUGACUGGGGGGUAUCCUCCAUAUUAAAUACUGCAACCUCCUUAACCAGCCAGGUUUCCCAAGGGUUUUCAACAGUUCUGGAAAACAGUAUAGGUAUACCACAACCAGAAGAACUGGCAAAAAUGAACAAGGAAGGAACUCAAAAAGACACCAUUGAAGAGGAUUCUGUGGGUUUUGGUUUGGGUAAUCUAGUGUCAGGUGUCUCUCAGCUUACAAAAUUUAUGGAAUCCACUGGGAGUAGGGUUAUAACAGGAGGCUUGGACACUUUGGAACUUAUAGGGAAGAAGACAGUUGAGGUUCUCCAAGAGGGUGAUCCAGGAUUCAAGAAAAAGCGGGCAUUUCUUAAGCUGGAUUCAGGAAAGCCAAACUUGUCACAAAUCCUAAGAGAAGCCAAAGAAAAGGCUGAACAGGAAAACAAAGAAAGCAAAGAGGAGAGCAUAAAGAGAGAUGGAUACUACAAAAGCAACAAUUAUGAAACAUUGUUUGAUGAUUAUCAGGGAAUAGUACAUCUUGAGGCUCUGGAAAUGUUGUCUAAAUUAUGCCAUAUCAAACUGGAUAACAUUACAAGUUCUUUAACAGGAAGUGCAUUAAAAGAUUUAGAAGAGACUUUGGAGCAAGUCAAAGAGCUUUCCGAGCUGCCUGAAGAUGAAGAAAAUGAACUACAAGAUCUUGGAGAUGCCCAACAAAGCAUUUCUGAUAUCAUAAAAGAAAUAGAUAUUCCAAUAUCAUUUGAGAAGUUUUUUGAUAUUGCCAAUGGUAAUGAAAAUAAAUUGCACUCAGAUGUAGGUGUUGAACAUAAAGUAAUGCAUCAGAAAGCCAUAGAGCUUUUGGCACAAUUAACUGCUCUCGCGGUUGAGCAAUUUCAUAAAGCUGGAGAGUUGCUUUUGGUUAAGGAACAUAGAAGUACUGUGGAUGAGGCAGAUGGGUUAGUGCAGUUAACUACCCUAAUUAAAGCUUGCAUAGCAAAAACUGCCAAGCAAUAUGCCGAUCAGUUCAGUAAAAUGGAUAACGUUAUAGGCAAAGAACAAGUUAAUGAGUACAUAACGAACAUAUUUUAUGAGGCGGCAAACAGUGCGACUUACAUACAAAAUGCUUUUCAACUACUUAUUCCGGUAUUGCAAGUUGGGGCAGUAUAAGAAGUAUCAAUUUCAUGUGUAACAUAUUAUUUAUUAUUAUUAUUACUUUAAUGAUAUUCUUUGUUUGGUUAAAAUAUUUUAAUUUAUGACUAUAACUUUGUUACAUUUGUAAAGUUUAUGUUGGCAUAAUAAAGAUCUUAUUUCUA
Anthonomus grandis grandis is the source of this 2264-nucleotide messenger RNA. Its product is annotated as protein FAM114A2. The transcript has 4 exons. The record is from RefSeq and is a predicted model, not a curated record. Lineage: Eukaryota; Metazoa; Arthropoda; Insecta; Coleoptera; Curculionidae. The coding region runs from base 97 to 2118 and encodes 673 amino acids.